Mesorhabditis belari is the source of this 789-nucleotide messenger RNA. NCBI's taxonomy places the organism in Eukaryota, Metazoa, Nematoda, Chromadorea, Rhabditida, Rhabditidae. The record is from the annotation of a GenBank genome assembly.
AUGCCAACCGAAAUUAUGCAUCGUCCUGAAGAUUAUGACCGAGAAUUUGACCCGGAUGCGUAUUUACAAUACUACUUUAGCAAAGAAGCCAUCGAACGGGGAACCCGGGUUUCAUUGUUUGCGUUGCCCGUUUUCGCUCAAAUUCUUUUACAGACGGUGCCAGAAAACGAGAGACAAAGCUUGCUCGACAUUGGGGCUGGUCCUACGGUUUAUUCCGCGCUCUGCUUUAGAGAUGUCGUGAAAAGGGUUUAUCUGACGGAUUACGUCAACAAGAAUCUCGAGAUCCUCAAGGAGUGGUUGAACAAAACAAAUCCCUACGACUGGUGCCCAACCAUUCGCGUUAUCAAGAGAACCGAGGGCGGUUUUCCACCAUCGGAUGAUGAGCUGAAUGUGAUCGAAGAGCACACGCGGGGCAUCGUCAAAAAAGGAGGCAUUCUCUGGGGAAAUGUUCAUUUGCACACAGUCGUACCUGAACUACCCAUCAAACAAGUUGAUGUGGUGCUUUCGGUUUUCUGCUUGGAGAGUGCCUGUCACAACUUUGAUCAAUACAUCAACUGUAUGAAAAAUAUUACGCGUCAUUUGAGGCCUGGUGGUAAAUUUGUGCUCGGCUCAGUGUUGGAGGAUGAAGCAUACAAUUCGGGGAGACAGAAGAUCUUCUCUUUGCUUUAUUUGACCGAAGAGAUGAUUAUGAGAGCAUUGGGCGAAGCGGACAUCGAUUUAGAAUCGGUGAAGAAAUACGUGCUUGAGGAGGAGGGUGUCAUGUUUUUGAUGGCCUCUAAACGGCUACAG